AUGGUGGGCGCGGGGCGCCGGGCCCGCCUCCGGCCCCAGCCCGCGGCUCGCGGCCGUGCAGCCCGGCCCGGCCGCUCUGCGUCCCCCGGCGCCCACCCCACCCACUCCCACGCCCUCGGAGCCACGUCCCUUACCCGUCUCCGGCCGGCUUCUACGGUCCCAGGCCACGGUCUCCGCCGCCUCCCGGCCCCCGCCCCUUCCAGCCACUACCCCGCCCCCCACCCCCUGUCGACCCUCUCGGACCAGACAGAGGCCGCCCGCGUCCAGUCCGGAAGUCGUAGGGAAGUGAGGAGGUCAGGACGGUGGCGCCCGCGGCUUGGGUCCUCCUUGGGGCGGUGUGCGCGCGGCUUUCUCUUCCACCGUCCUGGACCUGCUCUGACUCCCGACCCGAGGCUCGCCGCGUGGCCUCGCGUCUGGUCGCCGGCCCCUCGCGGCUCGCUCCGCCCAGCAUGGACCCGGAUCCGGGGCGCCUCAGUGGCAAUCUGCCAGGAGGGCCGUAAGGUGCAAGGGAACCAGUUACAAAUAGCAGUGCUGGACUUGAGGAGGGCUCCUCCUGAACUGGAAGGCAAGCAGGAGGACGCUCCCCCGGGGCUUGGUCCAGCAGCCAAAGAAUUUAGAGCAAGUCCACGUGGACAUGCAGGUCUCCGCGAGCGAGGAUUUCCUGCGAGGCUGAUCGCAAGGAAGUGCCGGCCCAGAGGCUCGGGCGCCGUGUCUCCCCGGGAACGCGGCCGGCUGAGAAGGCCGGGGCGCUCGCCAGGAGCGGGGACGUCCUCGGUGUCGCUCGGGGACGGAAGGAGGCGGCGCAGGCCCGGAGACCUGCGCGCGGGCGGCGAGAGGGCGCUGUGGCCCGUGCCUGCCGGCCGGAGUCCCACCAGCGGUGGGCGCGACCCACCUCCUCCCACGGCGGCUUAAUUCGGGAAACUAGAAAAAAACACAUCAAGGCAUUUUAGUAAAACCUAAGCGGCUCC
Messenger RNA from Cebus imitator (Panamanian white-faced capuchin), 968 nucleotides. RefSeq names its product chromosome unknown C5orf38 homolog (gene IRX2-DT). The coding region runs from base 1 to 912 and encodes 303 amino acids. NCBI's taxonomy places the organism in Eukaryota, Metazoa, Chordata, Mammalia, Primates, Cebidae. The record is from RefSeq and is a predicted model, not a curated record. The transcript is spliced from 5 exons.